UCAGUACAAGCGUGGAAACCAAGAACAAGUCACUGUUGAGCAUCACACUAAUUAACCUCGUACAGACACCUUCCUUGAGUGACGCUGCGAAUGAAUACCUCCUACACACCUACAGUACCUCCUCCUUAGAGCCCCGAGUGUCUCUUAACUGCAGCAGGAGUUUAUAAGGCAAAGUAAAGGUGGUUUUGUGUAUCGCCAUCAUGAUCGUCACUAUGGUAACAGACGUGACGGCUAAGACAACGACAAUGAGGACGACUAACCUUCUGCCACAUAGCAUGGAGGUCAUCAGCGUACAUGGACUGCAGGCGGACGAACUGCCUGGUUUCUACAACUCUACCUGCGGCCCCUUCACCCCCAGCCCGACAUGCUUCACGCAACUCAACCUCAAGUGUCUGAACGGGAGGUGCGUCUGUGUGGAGAACUACGUCCCCAAUGGUUCAGGAGGUUGCAAUGAGGAUCUGGUGACGAUGCUGGUGACUUGGAUUGUACGCCUCUUCGUCAGUGCCUGUAUCUUCCUCAUAUGCCUCACCAUCUUUCACCUGUUCAUCUCCAGGAAGUGCUGUCGGCAGCGGGGCAGAGAGGAGCAGGAAGAAACUGCGGACUCGGAGGACAGAAGGAGCAGCACCUGUUGGUAUGACGAGCCUCCCCCGUAUCCUGAAGCAGUGGAUGAGCUGCCGCCCCCGACCUACCAGGAGGCUGUGGCUAAGGAGAACGAGUUUGGUUGCAGCGAGGGACCGACAAGACCAAGGGAGAGAGAAACACCUGCCACCCCUUCCCCUUCCCCUGCCCCUGCCCCAGCCCACGCCCCUGUCCACGCCCCCGUCAGGAGAGGCGUGGAGACCAUCAGCACCUCAAGCAUGCCACACCCACAGCCCGACCUAUGUACCACCCACGCCCAUCAAACCUUACAUAUAUAGUCAUGUUUAGUUAUAGGAGAUAGUCAAACAAUAAACAGGAUAUAGACAGAAAGAAAAAAAAAAAAAAAAGGAUAGAUAUUUCAUUGCUACAUCGCAUUUAAUCAAUUACAUCAAACAUAUCUAGUUACAUCUAAUUGCAUGCACUAUCAAACAUUCCUCUUCCAUGUGCUUCACCAACAGGAAAGGAGGGUAAGAGACGGAAGGGAGAUGAGAGGGGAAGAAGAGGAGAGUUGUUAUUAGACUGCAUCCAUAUAACAUUCUUUCUGGUCACGUUUGUGUUUGCAAGAGGAUUAGAGACGGAAGGGAGAUGGGAGGGAAGGAGAUGAGAGAUGCUGCUUCACUAUCUGUCCAUUUUCUUUCUGUCUUCCACUCUCUGACAAGGAAGAGGAACAGAGACGACCAUAACAUCACAACUUCCUUCCUUCCUCCUUCUCCUCCAUCUCCUCCUUUUUCUCCUCCACAUUUCCGUGUACAUAGAUGUGUAUACUGUAUAUCAUGUAAAUAAAAUAAAUAAAUAUAAUUUUGUAUGAAGAA
Molecule: messenger RNA, 1451 nt
Organism: Scylla paramamosain (green mud crab)
Lineage: Eukaryota; Metazoa; Arthropoda; Malacostraca; Decapoda; Portunidae
Exons: 5
Coding region: 201-917 (238 amino acids)
Source: RefSeq, a predicted model, not a curated record